This is a messenger RNA of Lytechinus pictus (painted urchin), 1537 nucleotides long. RefSeq lists its product as uncharacterized. The record is from RefSeq and is a predicted model, not a curated record. NCBI's taxonomy places the organism in Eukaryota, Metazoa, Echinodermata, Echinoidea, Temnopleuroida, Toxopneustidae. The coding region runs from base 93 to 446 and encodes 117 amino acids. The transcript has 3 exons.
GGGAAUUUACGUGUAGUGAUUUUUUCUUUCUCCUUUCCUAUAUUUCACAACACACUCUUCUUGUCAAAAGGCAUAAAUACUCUGGAAUUCAGAUGAUCUCAUCAGAGAUUGAAGGAAUUCAUGUGAUAGAAGAGUGCAUUUAUUUUCAUCAAACAUUUGGGUCUACUUGUUGCAACACACCAAUAAUGGCUGGGUUGGAUAUUCCUCAGAUUAUUAAGACUUUGGUCAAUGAAAGUGGACAGUUUAAUCUGCAUGGACGAACCAUUGUCUACAAAGCAGAAGGGAGAGUACACAAGUUUAAAUGGGUCUAUGACGGAACAGCAUGGGAUGUAGCCAGUGGAAUCAGCGUGAAAGAUAGACACUACUCCAGUCGACAUGGAGCAAUCGAGCAUGCUGUCGCGAAGCUUUUACCAGAGUUACAGGCCAAAGGAUUACUUCCAACUUAGUUUAUCGAUUCGAUGAGACGCUGGGGGAGAAUGAUCAGUCAUAUUGAGUGUGCUUCUUUGAUCAUGUUGAUAGGUGGAUCUUUCGAGCCAAAUCCCUUUACUGAUAUCGCAUUAGCCCCUAUAUUGUAGCGAAUGGUAUGAAAGUUCAUUUAUGUCAAAGGCUUUAAAAAGUUCAAUCAAUAGGGCCUAUAUGGUUAAAAUUUGACUUAAAGGGGGUAAUCAAGGCUAAACAGAAUAUGAUAUGAACAGAUUCAGUAAAAGCAAAACACUCAAAAUUGCUCAUUUUCAGGUCAAUUUUUCAACAACAAAAAAUCAGCUCGCGCUUCGCGCUGACAUUGUUUACCUUACGAAAUAACUAUAGUCUUGUUGUAAAGCUAACAUAUACUUAAAGUUCGGUCUUCAAGACUACCGAUCCGCUCUGGUGUACAGAGCAUGGAGAUCAUGGACCCCCCCCCCCAAAAAAAAAAAAAAAAAAAAAAAAAACGGUUCACGAUCGUGAAAGAAGGAGAAACGAAAGAAUGGGAAAAAGGGUGAAAUGUGAUUAUAUUUCAAAAUAUCAUGUUGAAAUCUAUCACCAAAUUAAAUUUUGUAUUAAAAGGGUCAAAAUUUUUGCUCGCUCGCAGCUCUCAAUAAAUUUUGCCCUUUACGCUAUGUCUGGCCCUAUAGAAAAAUUUAGACUCAUACUUUCUAACCUUUAAAAAAAGAAAUCCCUCAAAGAGAACAAUAUUUGUGUCAGUCAUUCCCAAACACUAGCGUACCUACGGAGGGGGGGGGCAGAGGGGGCAGUCUUCCCCCCUGACGAGCCACAGCCCAUGCAAAGGACAUAUCCCUGCCCCCCUGACGAGCUUGAAAGACCUUUUUUGCCCCUCCUGACGAGCUUGAAGACCUUUAUUGCCCCCCCCCCUGACGAGCUUGAAGCUCUUUUUUUUAAUCUUUUUUUUUUGUACGAAAUCUUUCAUUUGUGAUUGAAGACUUUUUUUUUUUUUUGCUUGUCAAAUUUUUUUCUGGUACGAAAUCCUUCAUUUGUGAUUGAAGACCUUUUUUUUUUUUUGCUUGUCAAAUUUUUUGGCGGAUGGUUUUGCCCCCCCCCC